This is a messenger RNA of Myripristis murdjan (pinecone soldierfish), 1630 nucleotides long. RefSeq names its product twinfilin actin binding protein 2 (gene twf2). Gene Ontology annotation, biological process: barbed-end actin filament capping; actin filament depolymerization; positive regulation of neuron projection development. Gene Ontology annotation, molecular function: actin monomer binding; actin filament binding. Gene Ontology annotation, cellular component: cytoplasm; actin filament; myofibril. The transcript has 9 exons. The record is from RefSeq and is a predicted model, not a curated record. Bases 1 to 1050 code for a protein of 349 amino acids. Lineage: Eukaryota; Metazoa; Chordata; Actinopteri; Holocentriformes; Holocentridae.
AUGUUUCUGGUACUAGUAGUGACGCCAGAACUGAGGGAGUUCCUGGCCAGGGCAAGAGGUGGAGCAGUGCGCCUCAUCAAGGUGCGCAUCCAAGACGAGCAGCUGGUGCUUGGGGCCUACAGAGAGCCAGAGAAGAGCUGGGACCAGGAUUAUGACCGCUUUGUGCUUCCUCUCCUGGAUGACCAGGAGCCCUGCUACAUCCUAUACCGCCUCGACUCCCAGAAUGCACAGGGCUAUGAGUGGAUCUUCAUUUCAUGGUCUCCUGACUUGUCACCGGUGAGACAAAAGAUGCUGUAUGCUGCUACCCGCGCCACAGUGAAGAAAGAGUUUGGUGGUGGCCAUGUGAAGGAUGAGAUGUUUGGCACAGUUGAGGAGGACAUCUGCCUGCUGGGCUACCAGCAUCAUGUGUCAUCCUGUUCAGCUCCUGCCCCGCUCACGGUAGCCGAGCAGGAGCUCCAGAGGAUCAAAAUCACAGAGGGCAGGGUUAAACAGGUGAAGACAGAGAUCAGCGUGGAAAGUAAGCACCAGACACUUCAGGGCCUUGCUUUCCCACUUCAGGAGACGGCCAAAAGAGCCUUACAGCAACUCGCCCAAAAACGCAUCAACUACAUACAGCUGAGGUUGGACACAGAGAAAGAGACUAUUGAGCUCGUUCACUCCAACCCAACAGAAACUCGAGACUUGCCCCGCAGAGUUCCCACAGACACGCCCAGAUACCACUUCUUCCUCUACAAACACUCCCACGAAGGGGACUACCUGGAAUCUGUUGUGUUCAUAUACUCCAUGCCAGGAUACAGCUGCAGCAUCAAGGAGCGGAUGCUGUACUCCAGCUGCAAGAGCAGACUACUUGAAGAAGUGGAGAAAGAUUAUCAUUUGGAGGUUGCUAAAAAGUUGGAGAUUGACAACGGAGAUGAACUGACGGAGGAAUUCCUAUAUGACGAGGUCCAUCCCAAGCAGCACGCCCACAAACAGGCCUUUGCUAAGCCCCGUGGCCCGGCAGGAAAAAGGGGACACAAGCGCCUCAUUAAAGGGACGGGGGAGACCAGCUAGAGGGGGACACAGAUUUCCCCUCGUGUCCUUGGUUUGAGUCCAGCCCUGCCCCACAGUCCUCCCUGCUUUCCUACAAACACUGACACCUUGUCAGGACCCUGAGGCAGGAAUAUGAGCAUUUAAAUUUGUAACCUGACCACCCCAACACUUAUCAUACAUAUGAAGUAUGUUUUUCAUGACAACAUAAAGGAUACAUUAUCAUCUUGAGUCUGUUUAUGUUGGUUAGUUUGUAACAGACUCCCACCUGACAGAAAAUGAGGCAAAUAAAUAUAGAAAAUAUAGACACGUUUAGGAAAUCAAUAAAAUUAAAAACUUUACACUGACUUUCACAAGACUUUGAAAUGAGUAAAUGAGUAAAACCCAAAUUGCCCUGUUAAUGUGAAGCUAAUCUCUCUGGCUCUUCUAUUUUCAUCAGAUGCUGGAACAAUAUAGACCUGCUGUUUACAUUGUAGAGCUCCACUGUAACAAUGAUGCAUUUGCAAAUAUUUCAGUCCUCAUGAUGUUCAUAUCCAGCCUCCAAUACCAGUUUUAUAUCAACCAUGUUUAUAAGAAGAAACAAAAUGAACAGAUAUUCCAAAUA